AGCCGUUUUGAAAACCGAAAGUAAUGAUCUUGUUUUUGCUUAUUGUUGCUAGCUUAACGGAACUGUAAUUCGGCAACCUUUGAACCUCCAACUCUAGGCUGCAUAAUUUGGUAAUUAUGAGUAGAGAGCUCGAGAAAAGCUGCGACGGACAGACACUGGGUUGCUUUCACGGAGAUCAUUCUGCACAGAUUCUGUGCAGAAUCUGACAGGAUGGCUGUGACAGAGGAUUUGAAAGAACAGGAGGAGACCAGUCCCAGACCGGAGGAGGAGAAGCAGAAACCCCAGCUCUGGAAGUGGUCUGUUAUCUUCCUCUGUUUAUAUGGAUUCAUGGCUCAGCUCAAACCUGGAGACAGCUUCAUCACCCCUUUGCUGCUGAGUUUAGAAAAGAACUUCACCAGGGAAGAGGUAACCAAUGAGAUCACUCCAGUGCUCUCCUACUCUUACAUGGUGGUUUUGGUGCCGGUGUUCUUGCUGACAGACUAUCUGCGCUACAAGCCCGUCUUGAUCCUGCAGAGCCUCAGCCACAUCUCAGUCUGGCUCAUCCUGCUAUUGGGCACAAGCCUGCUGGAGAUGCAGUUCAUGGAGUUCUUCUAUGGCAUCACCAUGGCAGCACGGGUGGCCUAUUCCUCCUACAUCUUCUCGCUAGUCGCUCCCUCCCUCUACCAGCAAGUGGCCAGCUACUCUCGCACCUCUGUGUUGUUGGGAGUCUUUACCAGCUCUGCCCUUGGCCAGCUCUGUGUGUCUGUGGGGGAAGUCUCCUAUGGCACCCUCUCCAAGAUCUCCCUGGGCUUUGUGAUCUUCGGCUUCGCACUAACACUGUUUUUGCCAUGGCCCAAGCGAAGCUUGUUUUUCAACAGGAAAUUGCAGGGCCCAGAGGAGGCCUCGCCUGCAGAGAUGGACCAGAUGAACCGCGAUUGCCCUCAGCCCACUGCUGCUAAAACAGUGUCUGCCUGGCGGAACUCUGUUUUCUUUCAAAUGCUAAAGGAACUUUUGAAUGUGGUCAGGCUUCCCCAGCUACAAGUGUGGUCCCUCUGGUGGAUCUUUAACACAGCUGGAUACUACCUGAUGGUCUAUUACGUCCAUGUACUCUGGAAUGAGGUCUACCCAACCAGUGAGAAUAAACAUGUUUAUAAUGGAGGGGUGGACGCCGCAUCUACACUUCUAGGUGCCCUGGCUUCAUUUGCUGCAGGGUAUGUGAAAAUCCGCUGGUCUCUGUGGUCCGAGCUUGUGAUUGGCAUUGUCACAGCCCUUCAGGCUGGUCUACUGAUAGUCAUGAGCACCACAUCAAAUAUCUGGGUGUGCUACGUCACUUCCGCCCUGUUUAGAAGUGCCUACCAGUUCCUUGUGCCUAUAGCCACUUUCCAGAUCGCUUCCUCUCUCACAAAAGAACUCUGCGCCUUGGUGUUUGGAGUUAAUACUUUCCUCGCCACAAUUUUGAAGACCAUCAUCACAAUUAUCAUUGCAGAUAAGCGAGGACUGGCUCUGGCGGUACAUCCGCAGUUUUUUGUUUAUUCGGGCUACUUCGCAUUGCUAGCUGUGAUCUACUUUGGAGCAGCAGCCAACGUUAUCAUAAAGCACUUCCGCAAUGAGAAGCCAGCGACUCUGAACCAGAACGGAGACAUAGAGCUGUGCAGUACAAUGAUGGUUGCCAACGACGCAGAGAAACUGACCAUUGGGAAGGUCUGAAACCAAGGAAUGUAUUUCAAAAGCUGGACAUUUCUGUGCAAAACUAUUUAUUCCGAUUUGCUUUUCAGGUUACAAAAACAUGGGUGUUGGGCUCCCGAGUGGCGCACCCAGUAAAGGCGGGGGGGUUGCGAGCGGUGAGCCGAGGAUACAGAUAAUGAUUGGGCAUACUAAAUUGGGGAGAAAACCGGGGUAAAAAAUUGGCGACGACUAAAUUUAAAACAAAAACAUGGGUGUUUUUAGUCAGUGACCCAUGUCAUGAACUGGUGUGGUGAUCACAGACUGUCAUCUUGUUCAUCAGUUGUGGUAUGUACACCUCUACAAUGUGUAGAUAGAUACACAGAAUCCUUGAACACAAUGACAAUUGGAAUGCUAUGUCAGUGGCAAAGCUGGAAUUCCAGAUCUCAAUAAGUACUUGCUAGAGUAAAAAUCUAGAGUGAAUCUAAAUCUAAAGAAAGCGCAGUCAUCACAGUGUUAAGAAUAUUGAAAUUCUGCCCAAUGGCUCAUCAGUUAUAUGGCUCUAAUAUUUGAUUUAUGGGAGCCAAUUGUAACCAUGUACUGUACGUAUGCAUGAACAGUAUGUAAAAUUUGAAACCAGUCCAUUUUAUCAACAUCAAAUUCGAGCAUUUCUGCGCUUUCCUCCAAUUCAUUUUUUCAUUAUUUUGUUUUUUCUCAAUUCAUUCUUCUAUUUAUCUUCAUGAGCACUUUACCUUUAGCACCUACAUUUUUAAAUAUAAAAUAGGGGUAACCAUAUCUUAGUACCCAGCAAUUACUGAUUUAAAUGUAAGUGUGUAACAGAACUCCAUUGAAUCGGCUGCAUCCCAAUUAGUGGGUAUGUUGAUACCCCUUGCACUUUAUCGCUACAAAAUGGCCUUUUAGAGUAAGUCUGGCUUUUCAAAAAGCACCUAAAAAUAGUGGGUACCCAAAUGUGCAAUUAUGCAGCAACUGAACCAAUAAUUGGAUAAACAUUGUAGCUAAUAAGAUGUCUGUUGAUUAGGAGGUUGUCUUUGUUGUGUCCCCUACAGUAUUAUCCCAAUACCGCAGUUAAACCUGGUGUUUUUGAAGUCAGUGUUUCACUUUACACUGCCACUGUGUAAAAACAAAUAAAAUUUAAGAGGCUAUACAUCAGGAGGUGUAUCCCUGUGAAAAUGCUGCUCUCUGCAACCACUGCCUUCUGUAUGUGAACAGGGGUAGCGGUAGGGGGGGCGUGGGUGGGCUGAAGCCACCCCAAAGUUUACCUCAGCCCCCCCCGUAGCCCCACCACUGAAAAAUUAAAAAGGGAUAUCUCCAAUUUUGGAAUUAUCGACGUGACUUAGUUGUGUAAGACUUAAUGUUGGAUUCAACAAUUGAAAACCAUUCCAGGCAUCGUCUUCAAGGCGACUUUAAUCAGGGACCAGCAAUACAGUACAAACAUUCAAUGUGAACUCAGGGACUGGGCGCUUGCUGUGUGAGCACCGACAACAAGCUACUCGCUUUCAUGCUGAAGGGGGAACUGCAUUACUACUAAACAUUCCCUCCAGGAAAUGCUAUCUCACUAACUCUUGUAUUGAUUCUAUUUCACCACGUUCAAAAGUUCCCUACUAGUUUCUAUUUAAAAAACACAUUUAGCAACUCGUACUGGUUUACUUUUAAACACUAUAUUUAGUUUAACUUUCAGUUGUUAACAAUCAGUGUUAUUUAAAGUUUCUAAUUAUUUCAACUUCUACCCCUUGCUUAAACAUUUAAAUAUAACCUAUACAUUACAGUUAUUUGUCCACUUCAUGACUGCUUAUUGUAGUACAGUGUAAGGGGCAGUGUUGUGUGGUACACUGCCGUUCAGAUCCUGCCCUGUGUCGGGGAGAUGAGAUAAUAUUAAAAACUCUAAAACCACAACUGAACACAAGCCCAGCUCUUUUGCAUUGUGAUUUACACUCCAUUCACACAGGUGCAUCGAAUGUCCAAUUGAUUUUUAUGCUGUAAUGUAUUUUUCAAUAUGUGUAGAUAAUAAUGAAUAACAACGAAGCCACUGUAUUUUUGGAUUUAAGCACCAGGGUAAUGAACCCAGGUUUGCAUUUAUGUAAUCUGAGGAUAGAUACACUUCUUUUGAUAUACCUUUCUCAUUCAGACUGAUUCAUCAAGUGUUCUGUGGAGGGAUUUUAUUUUCUGCUGGCAGAUUUGCACCAUCCAGUGUCUGUUUAGUAUCACUGCAUUAGAAAUGAAAAAGCAGUGCUUUUCAGCUGUUAUAGUGCAGGUUUUUGUUCCAUCAGUGAAUACAUAUUUUAUUUGUAACCCUUUUCUGUACUCUAUAAAGGCAGUGAAGCUAUUUAAUGAGUGAUCUUCAGAUUAUAAUAUGCUGGUUUAUUGAUUAGAUAGCCAGCUGAUACUGUAUAAAUCACAGUACAGGUUUACAUCAGGCAAAGUGCAGGAAACCAUUACUUGGAUUCAGAUUUUUACAGUAAAAACAAUAUUAAAUAUGUGUAUAUUCUUUAUGUAAUAUGUAAUCAUCCACUGAUUCUUAGAAAACAGAGUACACAGUAAUUGUGUUUUAUAUUAAAAUGUAUUUAAUUGUUUGUUUGUUUGUUUGUUUGUUUUAUGGGAAGAAUUACAGUUGUGAUGAGAUCCUUACUGUUAGGACAGGGUAUAAUGCUUGGUGCAGAGCAAAGUGAAAAUGUUAGUCAAAAACAGAUCGUCAGUGGACAUUGUUUCAAACCUGCCAAGAGAAUUGGAAGGCUGCGAGUAAUAAACAACAAUAAUAAAAUAAAACGUACCUGCAGUAGACAAUAUUUGCUGUACCAAUACAGGUAUAGCUUUGGUGCUGAUGGAAACUUGGUAUUACAGUGCUCCCCUGCAACGCAUGACAUUGUACAAGAUAACAUAAUUAUUGCUAAGGGAUGUAUUAUACCCCUUUAAACCAUUGCACCACAAUUUUCUGGUGAAUAUGACAGGAGUCUUAAAUGGGGAGCACGGUAUAAUCUACUGGAUUUACUCAAACCUUCUGGCUGUCAUGUUUAAGCCCGUUUCAGAAUGGUUGUUAGUUGCCAAUCUCUACAAUGUUUCACUUUAUAAGUGAAGUGAGGGCUUGGUAGAGGCAGUCCUUUACAGAAAGAAGCUUGUAACGAUUGAUUCUCAGGAUCUGUUUCUGACUGCUUAUAUUUUGGUAUGGCAUUAUCAAAACCUUUAAUUACAAAACCCUUUUAUUAUCCUCAUUCUGACUGCUUUGAAAUGGACCGAUACCUAGUUGGGCUACCAGUUUACGUUGAAAAACUGUAUAUAUAAAUGUGUAGAAAUAAAAUUUGCAUAGUUUUCAUAAAUAUGGAAUUAUUAUAUAUUCAAUGUAUACAUACAAUUACAAAUAAA
Molecule: messenger RNA, 5019 nt
Organism: Acipenser ruthenus (sterlet)
Lineage: Eukaryota; Metazoa; Chordata; Actinopteri; Acipenseriformes; Acipenseridae
Product: reduced folate transporter-like
Exons: 5
Coding region: 211-1686 (491 amino acids)
Biological process (GO): folate transmembrane transport
Cellular component (GO): basolateral plasma membrane; plasma membrane; apical plasma membrane
Molecular function (GO): folate:monoatomic anion antiporter activity; folic acid binding
Source: RefSeq, a predicted model, not a curated record